Messenger RNA from Nannochloropsis gaditana CCMP526, 720 nucleotides. Its product is annotated as inositol-pentakisphosphate 2-kinase-like protein. Gene Ontology annotation, molecular function: ATP binding; inositol-1,3,4,5,6-pentakisphosphate 2-kinase activity. The record is from RefSeq and is a predicted model, not a curated record. The annotation marks the transcript as partial. Gene Ontology annotation, cellular component: nucleus. Gene Ontology annotation, biological process: inositol phosphate biosynthetic process. The transcript has a single exon.
GGAAGCUGUCUGGACGCGCGGAUGGCUUUUUUAACCCGGACAUGCGUUAAAAGGGCAGCCUCGCAGCAAAGAUAUGACUGUUCCUGAUGCUCGACCCUGCCCUUUCGGCCGAGUCGCAGUGUGAGGACCUACGUCCCGACGAAUGGGUAUACCUAGCUGAGGGAAAUCUCCAUGUCCUUCUGGCCUAUCGCGGCCAGUGCGCGCGUUUUCGAGAUCAUGUUCUGCGUCUCCUGAAGGUGCGACAUGGUGGGGAAAAGAAGGCGCUAUACGACCCACGUCAAGAGCGGCACUAUGUAGAGCAUGUGGUGGGACCUGUGCUCGGGCACCAGUACCUUGAAACGGGCACCUCUUUGACGGUAACGCCCUCAUUUUUGAACGAGGUGGCGAUACAAAUCAUGCCUCACCGCCCCGCACGACGUGCUGUGUACGACCUGGAUAAAACUGCCUGUACAGUGGAGUGCCUAAGGGAUCUGACCCGUUUUUUCCCCCCAAUGCCGCACGCAACCUUGACCGCCCCGCCCACCUGCCAGCUCACCCUCGAAAUCAAACCCAAAGCCGGGUAUCAUUCCCGGAGCCGACUCGUCCCUCCCGCGCGGCGAUUUAAGUUUCAGGAGAGUCGAUUCUCGCUCAUGCAGCGCUAUCGCUUUGCGGUCUUGGAGACCCAGGCUCUGGAGCCCGAGUGGGGGGAUCUCAGGGAGGGCCCCAACUGGGGAUACUCGC